UACCAAAAUGAUUGCUAUUCAUCUUUAGUAGUUCAGUGUAUAUUCUCUAAGUUUCUUCGAAUCUGCAUUGGGUAAUUUGUGGUGUUAGGAAUGAGCAACAAAAAUGAUUACCAAUGAGGAUGCGUGAUGGAGGAGAGUUAUUUCUGGAAGACGCUUAUCGUGGCUCUUUUGUUCAUUGUCAUUCUAACAGAAGGAAGCGCGAUCGUGAAAAAGGAGGACAUCGAAUCCAGCUUGGAGAAAAUCCACGAAGUGUCCGUCUCCUCCCUGGGAUCCCUCUGCGUCACCGAACAGUUCAAGUCGCUGUCGGUGCCCCUGGACACUUUGAGGUUAGAUUCGACCCGCCAGAAGGCCGAUUUUGCGGCCACGCUGCUGCAGGAUUUGGGCGUCACGCAUCACAACGGUCUCCAAGAUGCGAUAUCGAAGAAUCUAAUCAUCUCUGACAAGUCAGUGUUGGCCGCACGCGUAUUGGCCAUCAACGCUUCGAUUGGGACACUGGUGAAUUGCGCCUGGUGGCAGCGACAAGGUUUGGACAUUGGCGGGCCUAGGAAGCUCACGGAAAUCGGCAUGGAGAUCGGACAUCGACCCAAUACAGAAUAUCCAUGGUACGAGGACGCCGACUCCAGCCCAGGACUGAGGUCGCCGAAAUUCGUUGAAAGUCCCCCGAACGUCGCUUAUAAGGGCUGGUGGACCUACCCGUACUACUCCUGCUCCAGCAGGACUUGGCUGAUCUCUUACAGCGUUCCUGUGCCGCCGCCAGGAAGAAGAGGGCUCAAGGGAUUUCUCAGCUUAGACGUAGAUGUAUCUUACUUGGAGAUUAAUCAGUGUGAAGCUGGAAGCUGGGAAAAAGCCGGUAAUGAGAUUGCCAUGUUCCAUGGAUCCCAUAAAUGUCACAAUUCCACUACAGAGUGCAUAUAUCGACCAAGUCCGAACAUGAUUCCAUGGAUCCGAGGCAAAUAUCAAUGUAUUUGUAGACCUGGAUAUUAUUCAGAGUAUCACAAUGGCAUCUUCAAUGGUACUCUGGUAGAAGUCGCUUGGUCAGAAUAUCUGCAAAACAGUAGUGAUACAUGGAAAAAUAUAUUCCAAUGUAGACAAUGUGCUCCUGGCUGUUAUUUUUGUAAGGACCCAUCACCAUGUUUAGCAACAUAUCAUUGGCCCUUUAGAAUUGCCCUGCUAUCAUAUUCAAUUAUUUGUGUCAUCUGUACUAUAAUAUUAAAUAUGUUUAUGUUUAAACAUAGGAAACUGAAGGUAUUCAAGGUGGCAAGUCCUAUAUUUCUCAGUAUUACGCUCUUUGGCUGUGCAACUAUGUAUUUAGAGAUGGCUGCUAUCUUUCCGAUACUGGAUCAAUACUCAUGUAUAGCAACAAAAUGGUCCAGACAUUUAGGAUUCUGUGUGACAUACACAGCAUUAUUGAUGAAAACUUGGAGGGUAUCCUUAACUUAUCGUGUUAAAUCUGCUCAUAAAGUGAAGCUCACUGACAAGCAACUGCUGCAAUGGAUGAUUCCUAUUCUUCUGGUGAUGCUCAUUUAUUUGGGGACAUGGACUUUUUCCGAUACUCCCAACGCCGAAGAAAUAGUCGACAAUGAGGAGCUGCGAUUCAAACAAUGUGUUUACAAUUGGUGGGACCAUAGUUUGGCCAUUGGCGAAGUGUUAUUUUUGGCUUGGGGAAUAAGAGUGUGCUACAAUGUAAGGAACGCUGAGUCCCUGUACAACGAGGCAAGGUUGAUCAGUUAUGCAAUUUACAAUAUCGCCAUUGUGAAUAUCAUGAUGAUUGCUUUCCACUUAUUCAUCUUUCCCCGAGCUGGUCCUGAUAUCAAAUAUUUGCUAGGAUUCAUCCGAACGCAACUGUCAACAAGUACUACUAUUGCUCUCGUUUUUGGGCCCAAGGUGAUAAGGGUGCUGCGUGGUCAAGGUGACCAAUGGGACAAUAGAGCCAGGUCUCGAGGAGUAACGGCUUCCUUUUCACUUAACGGAAUUGGACUAGUUCCAGAUGAAGCACCUGAUUUAUAUCAAGAAAAUGAGGAACUAAAGGAAGAAAUCCAGAAACUGGCCGCCCAAAUCGAAUUCAUGAAGAUCGUCCACAUGGAGAGCAACAACAGGCAUGUCAAACCGAAGAGCGGCGGCUACUUCUCCUCUCUGAACGCUUCCUCGGUGGUGCAGAGCCCGCUCAGCAAGCAGGGAUACAUGCUGAGCCAGCCCGGCAAACCGCCCGACGAGCUGCUGUGACAUAACCUUAAAGGAGGGCAACCUCUGAGAGACGGGCUAGAGAGGUUCCGGCU
Messenger RNA from Phaedon cochleariae (mustard beetle), 2276 nucleotides. The record is from the annotation of a GenBank genome assembly. Lineage: Eukaryota; Metazoa; Arthropoda; Insecta; Coleoptera; Chrysomelidae.